Hypanus sabinus (Atlantic stingray) is the source of this 1888-nucleotide messenger RNA. RefSeq names its product gastrula zinc finger protein XlCGF8.2DB-like. Gene Ontology annotation, biological process: regulation of transcription by RNA polymerase II. Gene Ontology annotation, molecular function: DNA-binding transcription factor activity; RNA polymerase II cis-regulatory region sequence-specific DNA binding. The transcript is spliced from 2 exons. The record is from RefSeq and is a predicted model, not a curated record. Bases 1020 to 1745 code for a protein of 241 amino acids. NCBI's taxonomy places the organism in Eukaryota, Metazoa, Chordata, Chondrichthyes, Myliobatiformes, Dasyatidae.
AAAGGAAAAUUACCAGAAGCUCCGUCCACACUGGUCCCGCACCUCAGGACAGUCCCAGUCCUUUCCGUCUCUCUCAGCCCCACGAUUUACCCGAGCCACGGGGAGUUUACGGCGGUUGAGAGCUGGCGGCGCCGCCAUUUCUUCGGCGCAUGCGCAUCGCUGGGUCCUUGAAUGGCGGAUGGACAGGUUUCUCCGCCGUGGUGUCUUCUGGGUUUGAAAUGGCAGAACACUUGUGCAUGGGCUGUCUAUUUACGGAUAUAUAAGGAUUGGCCAAAUAUUUUCUUUGCAAGACCGACACAUCUAUUGUCAAUCCUUGGAGAUAAAGAAUUAUCUCAUCCCAGCUGGAAAUGUGUUUUGUGUCUGAAAUGAAGUUUUCUGUUGUAACUCAGUGUUAUCCACUGGAACCGGGAGCUGAGAACACACCAGCAUUUGCUCACUGGAGAUCAGUUCUUCAACUGCAUUGAUUGUAGAAGGGAUUCAAACAUCUGACUGUCUGAAUUGCCAGAUGAUUGAUCGCAGUGAGAUAUCAUUCUCCUUCUCUCAGUGUGGGAAGGGAUUCACUCACAGCCUACCUGCAGACACACCGGUGAGUUCACAGUGAGGAGAGGCCAUUCACCUGCUCUGUGUGAGGGAGGGGAUUCACUCACAGCCUACCCACACACACGCCAGUGAGUUCACAGUGAGGAGAGGCCAUUCACCUGCUCUGUGUGAGGGAGGGGAACUACCCAGUCAUCCAGCCUGAAGAUACAUCAGCAAGUUCACACCACAGUGAGAUGCUCCACCUGUUCUGACAGCAGGAAGCAAUUCAUUCUGUCGACGGUGCUAAAUAUACAUCUGAAAAUUCCCCAGUGAGAAGACAGUAACCUGUUUACAUGGUGAGAAGGCAUUCACACACUCAACCAUGCCACAGUGACACCAGCAAGUUCAUAACGGGGAGAGGCCAAUCACCUGCUCUGUGUGCGAAAGGAUUCACUGAAUCAUCUCAACUGAAUGAACACCAGUGAGUUCACACUGAAAAGAUGUCGUUCACCUGCUUAGACUGUGGGAAGGGAUUCACUCGUUCAUCCACACUACAGAGACACCAGCGAGUUCACACCGGGGAGAGGCCAUUCACUUGCUCUGAAUGUGGGAAGGGAUUCAGUGACUCAUCCAAACUUGUGAGACACUACCGAGUUCACACCGGGGAGAGGCCGUUCACUUGCUCUGAAUGUGGGAAAGGAUUUGCUCGGUCAUCUCAACUGACUGAACAUCAGCGAGUUCACACUGGGGAGAAACCGUUCAGCUGCUUUCAAUGUGGCAAGGGGUUCACCCAGUCAUCUCAUCUGAAAGUACAUCAGCGAAUUCACACUGGGGAGAAGCCGUUCAGCUGCUCUGAAUGUGGGAAGGGAUUCACUGACUCAUCCCACCUUGUGAAGCACUGCCGAAUUCACACUGGGGAGAAGCCAUUCACAUGCUGUGAAUGUGGGAAGGGAUUCACUGACUCAUCCCACCUUGUGAAGCACUGCCGAAUUCACACUGGGGAGAAGCCGUUCACGUGCUGUGAAUGUGGGAAGGGGUUCACUGCGUCAUCCAACCUGCUGAGGCACUGCCGAAUUCACACUGGGGAGAAACCGUUCACCUGCUUAGAUUGUGGAAAGGGAUUCACUCGGUCAUCAGGCUUGAAAGUCCAUCAGCGAGUUCACACUGGGCGAUGCCAGUCACCUGUUCUGAUUGUGGGAAUGAAUUCGCUCAGACAUCUCAACUGACUGAACAUCAACUGCUCAGACUGUGGGAAGGCAUUCACACACUGAUCCACACUGCAGAGACAGUGGUGGGUUCACACUGUGGGGAGGGUGGUCACCUGCUCAGACUGUGGGAAGGCAUUCACACACUGAUCCACACUGCAGAG